CGUUGUCGUCAUCCCCCUGCGCCUCCCCCCCGGUAGUGACAACAUGGAUGCCCGUAGUAGACCGGCGUGCUAGCGGCGACUCGCAGCGAGAGCGAAGGAGACGUCGCCUGGACGUUGACUGGACGUUCAUCGGUGCUUGGACGCUGGCUGGACGUUGAUCGCUGCUUGGACGUCGGCUGGACGUUGCAUGAACGUUGGCUGAACGUUGGCUGAACGUUGCAUGAACGUUGGCUGAACGUUGAUCGGUGCUUGGACGUCGCCUGGACGUCGUCUGGACGUUUCCCGGACGUUGAUCGGUGCUUGGACGUUGGCUGGACGUUGCCUGGACGUUGCUUUGACGUUGCCUUUGAAGUUUCCCGGACAUUCCUUUGACCUUUCCUGGACGUCGCUUUUGACGUUGCGGGGACAUUCCUCCGACGUUGCUUGAACGUUGCUUUUUGACUUUCCUUUGACGUCGUUGGCUUUGACGCUACUCGCCCGAACGUCUCAUUGAACAUUCGAACGUCAACCCGAACGUCUCUUUGAACUUUCGAACGUCAACCCGAACGUCAUCCCGAACGUCAACACGAAAGUCGCCCGAACGUCUCCUUGAACUUUCGAACGUCAACCCGAACGUCAACCCGAACGUCGCCCGAACGUCGCCUUGAACAUUCGAACGUCAACCCGAACGUCGCCUGGACGUUGUAGCCGCGUCGCAUGCGACCAUGCGGUGGUCCGGCAGCCACUCGGCCCCUCACCUCCUCCUCCACCUCUUCCUCGUGCUCCUCCUCGUCGCAUUCGCUACAGCGGUGCCGCAGGAGGCGAGGAACGAAGUUAAGGAUGGGCCAGCCGCAGCCUCGUCACCGGGCCACAGGCUGCACAACAAUGGGGCGCCGCUAGACGGCGCCGCCCAGCCGGAUGCGUUGGUCGGGGCAGGGGCUGCACCGGCGGAAGAGGCGAAGGAGCAUGAGCCGCUGUCCGCCGUAUCCCGAGUCGAUGCCGGCGGCGACGUGGGCUUCCUGCACGCCGUGGUCGCUUCGCUCUCGGUGAUCGUCGUGUCGGAGCUGGGGGACAAGACCUUCUUCAUCGCCGCCAUCAUGGCCAUGCGCUACAACCGGAUGACGGUGUUCGCCGGGGCCAUGGCCGCGCUGGCUUUCAUGCACUGCCUCUCUGUACUAUUUGGCUUUGCUACCACGGUCGUGCCGCGUGUCUACACCUACUACAUCUCUACCGCCCUCUUCGCCCUCUUCGGCGUGAGGAUGAUCCGUGACGGACUGCGCAUGGGGCCUGACGAGGGCCAGGAGGAGCUGGAGGAGGUGCAGGCCCAGAUCAAGCGGAGGGACAAAGAGAUGGAGGGUGACGUUGAGAGUGGGACUCUGUCUCCGCCCGCGAGCUCCGGCUCGAGAAGGUGGUGGUGGUUCGGUGGUGGCUGUGGUGGUGGCGGUGGUGGCCAGCUUUGCCGGCUGUACCGGGCGACCCUGCCAGCCGUCCCGCCUGUGCUGCUGCAGGCGCUGACUCUGACUCUGGUGGCCGAGUGGGGAGACCGCUCGCAGUUGGCGACCAUCGUCCUGGCCUCACGGGAGAACCCACUGGGUGUGGCUCUGGGAGGCUGUGUGGGGCAUGGGUUGUGCACGGGCCUGGCGGUGAUAGGAGGGAGAAUGAUCGCACAGCGGAUAUCCGUGCGCACCGUGACGCUGGUAGGGGGCGUGGUCUUCCUCCUCUUCGCUGUCUCCUCCCUCUUCAUCAGCCCGGAGACCGCCUCCUGAGCCCUGCACCGGGCUCCUUGCAACGCUCACCCCUCGCUCACCCACCGCUCGCUCACCCGCUCACUCGCUCACCCGCUCACUCGCUCACCCACUCACUCGCUCACCCACUCACUCAGCCGCUCAUUCACUCAUCCGCUCGCUC
This is a messenger RNA of Petromyzon marinus (sea lamprey), 1887 nucleotides long. It is a transcript of the gene TMEM165, whose product is annotated as transmembrane protein 165. Gene Ontology annotation, cellular component: Golgi apparatus. NCBI's taxonomy places the organism in Eukaryota, Metazoa, Chordata, Hyperoartia, Petromyzontiformes, Petromyzontidae. The record is from RefSeq and is a predicted model, not a curated record. Gene Ontology annotation, molecular function: calcium ion transmembrane transporter activity; manganese ion transmembrane transporter activity. Gene Ontology annotation, biological process: manganese ion transmembrane transport; calcium ion transmembrane transport; Golgi calcium ion homeostasis.